GGAAUCUUUUCCUCUCACUUCUUUCUUCUGUGUCAUCUCUGACUCCUGUCUCCUGCAAGCAUCGCCUUCAGUUCAACCUGUUAUUCCUAAUAUUCAUAGUGCAAACUACAAGAUCUUUCCUUGACUACAAAGAGCAUGCCGAAUCGUAUCGCAGUGUACGGCCAUCGGGGCUGGGUGGGAUCCGCAAUUGUUAGGAGCUUGAGUCAAUCGCCCGCCGUCGUCAAGGUUCUUUAUCGCCCGGGGUCCAAUGCGCAAGGCUUGCCUUCAAAUGUGACUGCAGUUCAGGUUGAUAUCACCGAUGAGGAGGCUCUGGUGGCCGCUCUCCGGGAUGUCGAUAUUCUCAUCUCCCUAGUCGGCCAUUCUGCAAUUGAGUUCCAGCACAAUCUGAUCAGGGCUAUCCCAAAGACCAAUGUUCAAUUGUUUGUGCCUUCCGAUCUCGCCGUGAGAUACAGCGGGCAGGGACUCGGGAUUGAGCUCAUCAAUGCCAAGAUCAAAGUGGAAGAGGCAGCGGAGAGAUUGGGCGUGCCGACAACAGUCGUGUUGACCGGCAACUUCGCGGAGUUUGCGCUUGACACACUAGCCAUGGGGGUGGAUUGUAGGCACAAUCGCAUCAUUUUCACGGGAAACAGUGCAUCACAGCCACUGAAUCUCUGUACCCGUGAAUAUGUUGCAGCAGCCUUUGCGUCCAUCUUCAGCACCACGCUUAUACCUCAGCUUCAAAAUCGCACCCUCAGCUUGUCAGAACUAAAACCAACCGGAGACGAGAUUGCACAAGCCCUUACGCAGAGGUUUGGAGCAACCCCAGCGAAGUUCACGGUUCCCCUUGGAGAGGUCACCUGCCGAGUAGACGCCAUGAUCGAGGCCAACAACCCUCUAGCGCUUGCCUGGUACACGCGUAAGAACUGGGGAAAUGGUGAUCAGCUGAAAUUCCUCGGGUCAGACAUUUGGGAAGUGGAUGGCUAUGACAAGAAAUCCAUUGAGGACCUGGUGGUCGCAGGAAAGCUCGGAGAGUAUCGGGCUAUGCCGGAACAGAUUACCAGCAUCUUUGAGUCUGAGUUCUUGAACUGUCAAUAG
This is a messenger RNA of Aspergillus japonicus CBS 114.51, 1074 nucleotides long. RefSeq names its product NAD(P)-binding protein. Lineage: Eukaryota; Fungi; Ascomycota; Eurotiomycetes; Eurotiales; Aspergillaceae. The transcript is spliced from 4 exons. The record is from RefSeq and is a predicted model, not a curated record. Bases 136 to 1074 code for a protein of 312 amino acids.